UCCAUCCCUGUCCCCCAUCCCUGUCCUCCAUCCCUGUCCCCCAUCUCUGUCCCCCCAGCCCCUCGUGGGGCUCUUGGGGCCGCAGGAAACCAUCGCGAGCGGAGGAAGCGGCAGAACCCAAACCACACGUCACGUGCUGAGCCCGCCCGGCCCCCACACCACAGAGAGAGAAGGGGGGGGACACACGGCCUGGAUGGGACCCCUCGGAGCUGUGGGACACUGAGGGACACGGUGGGACACUGAGGGACACGACAGGACACGGUGGGACACGCUGGAGGAUGCCGGAGGUGGGAGGAUGGAGGAGGCGGUGGUGAAGCAGGGGGGGAUCUACCUCCAGCUCCAGCAGACCUUCGGCAAGAAGUGGAAGAAGUUCUGGGGCGUCUUGUACCGGGAGAGCUCCUGCUCCACAGCCCGCCUGGAGCUGCUGGAGGGCUCGGGGCCGGGGGAGAAGGCCCGGAAAGGCGAGGGGAGCAAGAGGCUGGUCCGGCUGAGCGACUGCGUGCACGUGGCCGAGGCGGGGGGCGAUGCCACCUGCCCCAGGGACACCGUCCCCUUCCUGCUGGAGACCACGGACAGGCGCUUCCUCCUGGCUGCUGACGGCGCCGAGGCGGCCGACUGGAUCCAGAGGCUGUGCGAGCUGGCAUUCCCGAGGAGCAGGGAGGAGCAGGCAGCGGGCAGGGACGGCCCUCAGAGCUCUCUGGGCACCGAUGGAGAGUUCUCCAUGGAGGAAAACUCCCUGUACAGCUCCCGGGGCAAAGCCGGCCUGGAGCAGGAGUUCGAGGUGACGGUGAGGGCCACGCAGUCGUCGCAGCGCUGCCGGCUCUGGGGCCGCUGCAUCCUGCGGGCCGGGGAGGAGGCGCUGGAGCUGCGGCACUUCCAGAGCUCGGAGCUGCUCUACAGUUGGCCCUACCGCUUCCUCAGGCGCUUCGGGAGGGACAAGGCGACGUUCUCCUUCGAGGCCGGCCGGCGCUGCACCUCCGGGGAGGGCAACUUCGAGUUCAACACCCGCCAGGGCAACGAGAUCUUCCAGGCCAUCGAGUCGGCCAUCGACGCCCACCGGGGCCGGGGGGGCCCUGGAGAAGAAGCCCCCCGGCCCCUCGGCCACUCCAGGACGCCCAGCUGGGCACAGGGGCACGAGGAGCCCGGCGGCCCCAAGGAGCCCGCCCGCGAGGGGAAGGUGCCCAAAGCCAAGCCCCCCGUGGUGAUGCCCCCCCUCGGCGGCUGCUCCGGGGCUGGGGAGCCCUCCCGGGGGGCUGAUUAUCCCUAUGCCGAGCCCUGUGAUUCCCUCCUCCGUGGGAAACCCGCGGUGCCGGGCAAGAGCUGGAAGCAGGAUGCUCCGGCCGGGGCGGAGUGCGAGUACGCCGUCCCCUUCGACGCCAUCGCCAAAGCCCUCCUGGCCCGCCAGUUCGGCGGCCUGGGGGGCCCCGAGGGGGGUCCCGACCCCCCCUACACCCCCAGGGAGCCCGGGGGGGGUCCCCAGCAGCCCCCCCAGCAGCCCCCCCCGCGCCCCACGGCCGCCAAGCCCGAGCACAUCUACGACGAGCCCGAGGGUCUCUCCGCCCUGGCCGUGUACGACGAGCCCGAGGAGGUGAAGGGCGAGGCGUGGAGGCUGCAGGCGGCCCCCGAGGAGCCCCCCAGGCACGACCAGCCCUACAACCCCCAGCGGGACGACUACGCCGUGCCCAAGAGACCCGUCCCGCUGCGCCAGCCCUUCCUGCUGCAGGGCAAGGAGUGGCUCGGCGACACCGACUACGACAACGUGGCCCUCAAGGUGGCCAAGAAGAGGAACCUGCAGUGAGCGGGACGGGGAGGAGAGGAGGGAAGGACCCACCCCCCGGCUGUCCCGGGCAGAGUUAUCCCGACCCCCGCAGAGCUGAGACCCCCUCCCAGCUCAGCGCACCUGCGGCUUGGGGGGGGACGGGCAUCCCUGGGGAGGGGCGGGGGCACAUCUGGGCAGUGCUGGGGCACAUCUGGGCAGUGCUGGAGCACAUCUGGGCAGCAGCAGGGGCGCAUCUGGGAAGCUCUGCAGUUGCGAUGCGCCCACUGGAGGGCAGUGCGAGCCCACCGUACAACAGCCCGUGCCCACCGUACAACAGCCCGUGCCCACGGCUCCGGUCCCCCCGCGGCCCCGGGUGCCAAAUCCCUCCCCUCGUCCCGCUCAAAGCUCGGGAAUACCAGCUCUGCCCCGCACGGACCCCCGCGCACCCCUCCAGAGGCAACAGGAGCAUCCAUGGGCCUGGGAUGCUCAGGCUGUGCCGGCUGGGGAUGCACAUCCCACACCUCGGGAUGGACAAUCCCCAGGGAUGCACGUCCCGCCCCUGAGAGCCCCCGUGCCCACACGCAGCCCCCAGUGCUCCCAGUAUGCACCAGUUGCCGUGGCAGGGCUGGGCGCUGUGCCCGUCUGAAGGUCCUGCCACAUCCUCCCUCAGCACCAGCAGGGCUGUAAAUUCCUGCUGUUUCAGCCGCGUUUUUAUUUGUAAUUCUUUUUAUAAACCCACUUUCCAGCCCAUUCUGAAUUAUAGAUGGAAUGUUUGGCUUCAUUGUCACGGAGAUUUUCGUGGCUGGCUCUGCUCCUCCCAGUACGGACCAGUAUGUGGCUGGACACAGCCUGACUUGCUUUGGGUCCUCCUCCUCCUCCUCUUCCUCCUCCUCCCAGCCACUUCCAGGCCUGCCCAGCCCUUCCUUGGGCCCAGCACCAUCCCCAAUUCCGUGAAUUCCCCCACGGUGAAUUCCACGUUUCCCUGGCACAGGCCGCUCUCCCAGGGCUGUGCCAGGCUCUGUCUGUGCCCAUCACCCUGCCCAGACCACCUUGGAGCCCACCAGCUCCACCAGCACCCCGGAGGGACCUCGGGAGCUGCCGCCAGUCCCUCCCCAUCCCACCAUCCCAUCAGCUCUUUUCCAGGGAAGGCAAAGACAAGCCAUGAAUUAUUCAUAAUCUCUUCCAAUCAAAGAAACGGCUCAGGUGCUUCAGUUAAUUUCCUGGAUCCUGAAAAACCCGAAGUGCGGAUUUUAAUAGGGCAAAUUAAGUGCUUUUUAUAUUGUGCCCUGAUUAAAGCUCCGUGUCCAUCGAUCCGUCGUGGAUCGGAGGGGACGGGACACACGGGACACACGGGACACACAGCCUCGGGCAGGUGGCCCUGGGCUCCAUCACCUGCUCCAGGUGGGAUCCCAGGGGGUGCUCCAGGUGCAGAAACACCUAAGAGUGGUCAAAAAUAA
Messenger RNA from Chiroxiphia lanceolata (lance-tailed manakin), 3216 nucleotides. RefSeq names its product docking protein 2 (gene DOK2). Gene Ontology annotation, biological process: positive regulation of MAPK cascade; cell surface receptor protein tyrosine kinase signaling pathway. Bases 296 to 1798 code for a protein of 500 amino acids. The transcript is spliced from 5 exons. Lineage: Eukaryota; Metazoa; Chordata; Aves; Passeriformes; Pipridae. Gene Ontology annotation, cellular component: cytoplasm. The record is from RefSeq and is a predicted model, not a curated record.